UUGCUUACUACAGGUUACGGGGGACAGUUGGUCAUACUAUUUAAUAUGUCUUAUUUAUAUUAUAUCUGAGAAGAAUCUAUUAAUAUUUCUUUAGGUUCUUGAGUCUCCUUUGGUGAUAUUAAUAUCCCUUAUGGUCUCUCUUUAGAUUCUUUAGCUAUGACUGUAUUAAUUCCCGUUGGUAUCGUUACUAUUUGUGUAUUAUUAUAUGCUAUUGAAUAUAUGUCUCAUGAUCCUAAUCGUAAUAGAUUUUUAAUUAUUUUAAGUAUCUUUGCUAUAUUUAUGACCAUCUUGGUUGUAAGUGAUAAUUAUGUUAUGAUGUUUAUAGGUUGAGAAUUUGUUGGUAUUAUAUCUUAUUUAUUAAUAUCUUAUUGAUCAACUCGUAUAACAGCUAUGAAAUCCGCUUUAUCAGCUAUAUUAUUAAAUCGUAUGGGUGAUACAUUCUUUAUGAUAGCAUUAGGAAUAUUAUUAGGAUAUUUUCAUGCAGUAGAUUAUGAUACAUUAACAUUAGCUACACCUUAUACUAAUACAUUAAUAUUAAAUAUAUUAACUAUAUUAUUAUUACUAGCAGCAACGGCUAAAUCAGCACAAUUAGGAUUACAUGCAUGAUUAUUACAAGCUAUGGAAGGUCCUACUCCCGUUAGUGCUUUAUUACAUGCUGCUACUAUGGUAUGUGCAGGUGUUUAUGUUCUAGCUAGAUCUUACUUUAUUCUUGAAUAUUCUCCUACUAUUUUACUUAUUGUUUGUUGACUCGGUGGUUUAACUACUCUUGUUAGUGGUUUAAUUGCUGUAGUAACUAAUGAUAUUAAAAAAGUUAUUGCUUUAUCAACCAUGUCUCAAUUAAGUAUUAUGGUUCUUGCAAUAGGAAUUAGUGCAUAUGAUCUUGCUAUUUAUCAUCUUUAUUGUCAUGCAUUCUUUAAAGCUUUAUUAUUCAUGGGGGCUGGAAGUGUUAUUCACAGUUGAAUUGCUGAAUCUCAAGAUAUGCGUAAAUAUGGUGGUUUAUCUCUUUAUUUACCUCUUAGUUAUACUGCUAUUCUUAUAGCUUCUUUAUCCCUAAUGGCUAUACCAGGUCUUACCGGUUAUUAUAGUAAAGAUAUUAUUAUUGAAUCUUUAUAUGGUACUUAUACUUAUAGUGGUUAUAUUCUUUAUUAUAUCGCUGUUGGAUCCGCUACCCUUACCAGUAUUUAUAGUAUCCGUGUUCUAUGAUUAACAUUCUUUAAUUAUCCUAAUGGUAAUCGUAAUAGUUAUAGAUAUAUACAUGAAAAUAUUUAUAUGAUAUUACCUAUGAUAAUAUUAGUAAUAUAUAGUAUAUUUAUUGGAUAUUCACGUGAUACUGUUAUAGGACAUUAUUCAAUGUCAUUACCUAUGAAUAAUCAUUUUAUUGAAACUGAAUAUACUUUACCUACUUAUAUUAAAUUAUUACCUUUAAUACUUGGAUUAUCAUUAUCAUUAUUAUUAAUAUAUAUUUAUGAAUAUACAUAUAUUAUAAGAAAAUCACAAGUAUAUAAUUACUUUAAUAAUAGAAUAUAUUAUGAACAAAUAUUAAAUAAUAUAAUAAUACGUACAGUAUUAAGAUUUGGAGGAUUAUUAAAUUAUUAUACAGAUAAUGGGUUAUUACGGACAUUAGGGUCAACAGGGAUAACAAGAGUUAUAACAUAUAUAAAUAUAGGAAUAAUAUUAAAUAUAGUAUAUGUAAUAGUAUAAUAUGUAAUAGUAUAA
Messenger RNA from Lodderomyces beijingensis, 1716 nucleotides. Lineage: Eukaryota; Fungi; Ascomycota; Pichiomycetes; Serinales; Debaryomycetaceae. The record is from the annotation of a GenBank genome assembly.